UGUUAAUUUCUUCUAAGUUGUUAUGUUUACUGACAAAGUUAUUUAUACUAUUUUUAUUAACCUUUUAAUGUCAGAAGCAUCUGCAGUUAAGUUCCUUUUCUAUUGAUUUUUAUUUUUUAUUGACCAAUUGGGGUAAUAUUGGUUAAUAAAAUUAUAUAGGUUUCAGGUGGACAAUUCUAUAAUACAUUAUCUGUAUAUUGUAUUGGGUGUUCACUACCCCAAGUCAAGUUUCCUUCUGUAGUUAAGUUCUUUUAAUCAUUCAUGAUAUUGUCUUUUUUCUUGAUCAGUCUUCCUAGAAGUGUAUCCAUUUUACUAAUGUUUUUUAAUAACAAGAUUUUAUUUUCCUUGAUUUAUUUUCCAUUGUUUGUCUAUUUUUCUUCCCCAAUGAUUCACAUUCUUUAUCAUUUUCUUUCCUCUAUUUCCUUUGCAUUUUGUGGCUUUUUUUCAACCUUCUUAAGGUAGACUCUUAGCUAGUUGAUUUUUACCUCUCUUCCUUUCUACUAUAAAAAAAUAAAACUAUACAUUUUCUUCUAAGCACUUCUUUCAGUGUAUCUGCCAAUGUUUGGUAUGUUUUGUUUUCACUGUCAUUCAGUUGAGAAUAUUUUCUAAUUUCUCACAAUUUCUUUAUUUGCAAUUUAAUUAGAAAUGUAACUUAGAAACUAAACUAUUGGUCGGCUCUUUCGCGUUGUGGUAGAGUCUGGCCUUUCUCUUGCUCUGUCUAGGCUGUAGGGUUCUUUCCAAGCUACUUUGUAACAGUUAGAGAGUCUUCAAUAUCACCAGCUGCUGAACUCUUUGGGGAAAUCUUAGGAGCUUCAGGCUGUGACUAGACAUCCAAUGGACUCACCAACGUUUAACCCAACCUGGAACCUGGAGUCUACUCAGGUUCCUGCUGAAGGAUAUUCGGCUGACACUCAAGCUUUCUCAGGACUACUAGCAAAGAACCUUCGUAACUUGACUCUCAACCCUAACAUCAAACUGCCUCCCCUGCCACCAGAAAGUUCACCCAAAAAGCAGGAGAGCGGAAAGAGCUUACAGGGCCUUGGGCUGUGUCAAAGCAUGCUCAUCGAAAAAAGGCAUGGAGUGAGGACAGUGGCAAGUGUUCGCAAAGAAAAGAUGCAAAGGGCGUUACAAGUGAUUAGAUUCUGCACCCUGUCUCUGCUUAAAAAAACCCCAGAGGAGAGCAAACUUGAGAUUGAAGCAAGAGCCAGAAAAUUUAGAUGUUCCUGUCUUUACCGCCUACAUUAUGGAGAUCCUUCUGAUUAUAUUGAAAUGGAGAAUAGUUAUGACAUGGAGUCGGUUUAGCCACAGCCUUAUUCUUGUAAUUUGGGCUUUUUUGCCGGUAAUUUUAAUGUCAUUAUGUAGCAGCUUAGGAAAGUUACUCUAGGCUAGGAUAGACUAGACCAAUAUUUUGAUAGCCUACAAUAGUUCUGUGAUGUCCUUUUCUUGUCCACCUUGAUGCCACUAACUUAAGGGGAAUCAACGUAUGGGUGGUUUGCAUUUGAAUGACUUAAAUACACUUCAGUUCCUUUUUUAUUUGACUCGAAAAAGUACUGAUAGGUCUUAAGUGUCAUUGUUGUUUUAGAAGCCUGAAGUUGGUGAGAUGUAAUUGAACACCAAGAAUUAGAAGCAAGUAACUUGUGCAAAAGGAAUGUUAAAAAAAAUGAAAAGGGUGGUUUGGCUAGAGCAUGAUUGGUGCAGGGUGUAUUAGGUAGAUUUCUCUCGUUUUCAAAAAUUUGAACUGUAACAAGUGUUUCUGUGUGCUAUUUCAAUUUAGUAGCAAAUGUGCACAUAAGGCAUCUUAUUAAAAUUUGAGGCAUAUUUAAAAAAAAAACUAAACUAUUGUUUAGUUCCCCCAAAUUUGAAGCCUUUCCAGAUAUACUUCUAUUUUUUUAUUUUAAUUCUGUUGUGAUCAGAAAACAUACUCUGUAUAAUUUUAAACUUUAUAAACUUUUUUGAUACCUGUUUCAUGACCGAGUAUGAGAUCUUUCUCAGUGAAUGCAGUAGAAAAGAAUGUGCAUUCUGGUAUUUCCAAGUGUAGCAUUCUAUAAAUGUUUAUCAGGUUAAGUUAGUUGUUAGUGUGGUUCAGUCUUCUAUAUCCUUAUUGAUUUUCUAGCUACUUUUUCUACUAAUUACUAAGAAAAUAUGUACACUUUCAACUAUAAUAAAUUGAUUUGCGUACUUCUCAUUUCAUUUAUGUAAGUUUGCUUCAUGUAUUUUGAUACUCUAUCAUUCAUAAAUUUUGUUUACUAUACAGUCCUAGUAAAAUGAUCUUUUUAUCAGUAUGAAAUGUCCUUCUCUGUCUCUAGUAAAAUCCCUUGUCCUAAAAUCUGUAAUGUCUUAUAUUGCCAUGGCUGGUAUAGCUCAGUGGAUUGAGCACGGGCCUACUAAACAAACAACUGUGGUUUGAUUCCCAGUCAGGUCACAUGCCUGGGUUGCAGGCCAGUUCCCAGCAGGGGACACAUGAGAGGCAACCAUAUAUUAAUAUUUCUCUUCCUCUCUCCUUCCCUUCCCCUCUAAAGAUAAAUAAAUAAAAUAUUUUAAAUAUAUAUAUAUAUA
Artibeus jamaicensis (Jamaican fruit-eating bat) is the source of this 2556-nucleotide messenger RNA. Its product is annotated as developmental pluripotency-associated protein 3-like. The record is from RefSeq and is a predicted model, not a curated record. The coding region runs from base 835 to 1302 and encodes 155 amino acids. Gene Ontology annotation, cellular component: nucleus. NCBI's taxonomy places the organism in Eukaryota, Metazoa, Chordata, Mammalia, Chiroptera, Phyllostomidae. The transcript has a single exon. Gene Ontology annotation, biological process: epigenetic programing of female pronucleus.